Messenger RNA from Cooperia oncophora, 288 nucleotides. NCBI's taxonomy places the organism in Eukaryota, Metazoa, Nematoda, Chromadorea, Rhabditida, Trichostrongylidae. The record is from the annotation of a GenBank genome assembly.
AUGUUGGACAUCUACUGCCCGGUUCAGUGGGAAUACGGCAGGUUGAAUAUGAACUACACUGUGGUAUCAAAACGGAAAAUCUUGAAGCUUAUUGACUCCGGAAUUGUGAAAGAUUGGGAUGAUCCGCGACUAUUCACACUUGCUGCUUUACGUCGUCGUGGGAUCCCGCCCGAGGCGAUCAACGCAUUUGUGGCUAAGUUGGGUUUGACGAUGACCCAGAUGGUGAUCGACCCUCAUGCUCUGGACGCCACUGUUCGAGACCAUUUGAACGUCAAUGCUCCAAGGUAA